AGGUCGAGACAAGAAACCACUUUAGCCACAAGCUCAUCAUCCAGAGGGCAACCUCCAGAUGACUCCUGUCGACUUGGAUCCUUAUGGCCCCCCCCUCACUCCAGAGAACACCUCAGGAGCAUGCAUGUUUCCUUCACCGAUGAGUCUCUCCAAACAUCUCCUCCGCCACCCCCUCCGAAACGCCACUGUCGGUCCCUUUCUGUCCCAGAAGACCUGUUUCAAUGCCGUUCUAACUGGCAUCCCAGUGCAUCCAAAGUUUGGACACCUGUGAAACGUGGCUGCCAAAGUAGAGGGGCUUCUAUUUCAGGCUCGGCAGUUAACGCGUUUCCACUUUGUGCUCACAGUUCCUCUUUCACCUCCUCUUCCCUGAAUUCAUCAUCUAGUCCGACCUUCUUUAGCCUAGCACUGUCCUCUGACUCCCCACUACCAUGGAGUUUCUCCUGGGACCCCUGUGAUACACUGAAGGGAGCCUGCUCCACCUCCUUUGCUACUCCUUCGUCAUGCUCCUCUUCACCUGCCCCGCUGAUUCCUCACUCAGUACUCCAGCGCCGCUUCUCCUUGUCACCUGUGCACAUCCAAGACACUCAAGUGGUGCUCCGGCCCCCUCAACCCUGCCCUGCUUCUGCUCUGGCACAAGGUUCUUCUGGCAGUGAACACCCAGCCCUGUCUCAGUCUCCCACAUCAGCCUGCAGCACCCCAUCCUCCUCCAGGCGUAACAUGCGUCCAGCGUUGCCACGAUGCCACUCACAGCCCUGUGACAUGCGAAAACCCCGCUUGAAAAGGCGCUAUGAUGCAGAUGUUCCCCCCUACACUAGACCGGGCUUGGACUUUGGCAAGAUGACACAGAUUGGUAAUCGUGACAGUCUGUUGUGUGGACAAGAUAGCUGCCAAGCUCCACUGACCCAGGCAGAACAGGUCUCCGCUUUCUCCCCUGCCGACUUCUUGGGACAAGUCAGCAUCGGACCACUGAGUGAGAGUGAAGAGGAGGAUGAAGAGGAAGAAGAUAAAAGAACAUGGAGUGCGAUGGCUGAGGGCCAAAAGACUGUUUUUGAACGAGACUGCACAGAACUGGACUUGAACCUCAUAGAAGAAAACUGACCACUUGUUGCUUCCAGCGUCUUAGGAGCAUCCUUUACUAUGUUAAGCACACCGGAACGCUUUUCUGCGCUCUCUAGGCAGAGUCCUUGGAAACAUGCUAAUCACCUAAGGCUUACAUUUAAAGGUUGUAAUCGAGAACCAACGUUUAUAGUUAUCCAAUAUCAAAACUACACAAUGAUUGUAACCAUUGAGAGCUACAUUUCACAAUGUCAGUGCCUGCCAAAGCAACACUCCAUGGGGAAAUGUGCAUGGACCAAUAGGCAACUUUUCAAGCAUUCUUUUUAGCUUAAAUUUCACAAUGGUAAAUGUCUUAAUUCAUCUGUUUACUAUUGAUAUACCUCUAAUAUGUUGCAUAUCUCUAUCAAAGACCAUUUUAACUGCAGGUAUUUGCAGAAUAUUUAUUUUGCAUAUAAGUGGCACAGGCUCCUAAUUUGGCAAAAACAUUUUAAUUUAUAUGUUUUUAACCACACUUAGAUUGAACUGUCUUGCUUUGACCUGAAAAGCGAAACAUUGUUUACUAAAUUUCUCAUUCAUAUACACAGCCCAAAUUAAAAUAACCACACUUCGGGGUGUAACAGUAUAGAACACCCACCCAUACUUGCCCAAAGAACAUUACUUACUUUGUUUUGACUUUGUGGACCAACAUUUCAUUGUAAAAAUGGAAUAUUUUCCCCCAGAAAAAGAAAAAAA
This is a messenger RNA of Cynoglossus semilaevis (tongue sole), 1788 nucleotides long. RefSeq names its product protein FAM53C-like. The annotation marks the transcript as partial. Gene Ontology annotation, biological process: protein import into nucleus. NCBI's taxonomy places the organism in Eukaryota, Metazoa, Chordata, Actinopteri, Pleuronectiformes, Cynoglossidae. The transcript has 3 exons. Gene Ontology annotation, cellular component: nucleus. The record is from RefSeq and is a predicted model, not a curated record.